Molecule: messenger RNA, 829 nt
Organism: Macrobrachium nipponense
Lineage: Eukaryota; Metazoa; Arthropoda; Malacostraca; Decapoda; Palaemonidae
Exons: 3
Coding region: 107-814 (235 amino acids)
Source: RefSeq, a predicted model, not a curated record
CUUCCUUCCAUUUCCCGCGAUCUGCAGUGUCGGGAGGUUGGGGUCCAAUGUCUCUCAUUCGGAAGUAGAAUUUUAUUUGCGUCAAAUUUAGAAACGAACAUCUAAAAUGACGUCAACAGAUUCAGUAACGGAAACAAUGGAAUCACCACAACUGAAAAAGACAGAAUUUGCGGACCCCAUGGCAGUAACUUGGGCUAAUAAAUACAGCGAUAGUUUGCAGAAGUAUUGGAACAGGUUACCGAAUUUUCUUGGUACAUUCAUCGCUACUGUGGCAGUCUUCAUCCUCGGGUCCUCCGUAAGAGGCGAAUGGCUCCUCAUUCUGGUGCACUUUCUGAAAGCCUUCAGUUAUGGCGGCGUUUCCAAUGAGACAUCAAACGGUUCUCUCCCUUCUCAGCGUCCCUGGAGUCUUAACCUUGAGGAUUAUCGCCUCCAAGGUGUCGGUUACUACUGGGUGUACUCCACCACUAUCUCCUACACCUUCUACAUUGGUGUUGGUGGCUUCUUACAUUGGUAUUACUACGUCCGCCAAAGGAACCGUCCAGAGGAAUGGAAAUGUCAGCCCAAGAAGUUCAUGAGUCCAGAGCUUGAACGUGACGAGAUACUCUUAGGUUCCCUCUCCCUCUUCAUCGGUUCCACCAUAUCAGCCUUCAUAUCGUGUUACGUUAUGAAUGGGGGCGCUACGAAGAUAUACUAUAACGUCAGCGAUUAUGGAUGGUUAUGGUACUUCGCCUCAUGGCCUGUCGUCUUCAUAUGGCAGGUAAGACGUCGUACCCAGGGUCCAGGUCGUACCUUUAAAAUAAAUUGGCAGUGUUGAAAAAUCGCAGUUCAU